ACUAUGGGAUUCCUCUCCAUCUUGGUCCCACUGUGGGUGACUUCGAACUGGACCUGAUCCAUGAACCUGAUCGUUACAGGAUCCGUGGAGAUGAGCUGGUCAUCAGCCUUCAGGAACUUGGGCUUGUUCUCCGUUUCUGUUCUGCUGCUGGAAACAUUGGAUUGGAUCCGACCCGUGGAGCUGUUCGGAUCUCGGUCCAGGGUUUCCUGUCAGUUCUGCCACUGCUGGAUGGAAACAACACUGGACCUCACUGGACCUUCUGGCCUCAGAAUAAUUAGAAAACUGGACAACCUGCUGCAAGAGGUGAUAAUUGACUUGGUUUUUUUCUCCUUUUCAGUCCUCAAUGGAGACGGGAACCACCGUCUAAUUAAUACAGUCAGGAAUGCAUUCCCCACAUUGCGGGAGCUGACAGGUGGAGCUGCUCAGCGCCUACCCAGAGCUUAUAAGCUCCUACCCAUAGCUGCUCGGUUUCUAUACAGACCUACUCAGUUUCUAUACAGACCUACUCAGUUUCUAUACAGACCUACUCAGUUUCUAUACAGACCUACUCAGUUUCUAUACAGAACUGAACAUCUGCCACCCAGAACUGAAUAUCUGCCACCCAGAACUGAACAUCUGCCACCCAGAACUGAUCAGCUGCCACCUAGAGUGCUAAGACUUUGGAGAAAUGGGAUACGUUUCCCUCUGGGAACAGGCCCACUCAGUUUCCUUAAUGUGUUCGUCAAACCGGUGGAUCUGACCUCUGAACAUAUUCAGUUCAAUGUUGGCUUGUCAGUUUCAGUUCUUCCUUUUCCUCUGACUCUGGGUUCGGUUGGCCGUGACAUCAACUUGGUGAACCGACCCUUUGGACUUUUUCAAGCCAGAGUUGACUUCGCACGUCUCUCCUUCGAGGACGGAGAAAUCAGAGUYUAUUUUCCAGUGACGAUUCGUUUUCAGAGGGACUAGAAAUAUGACCAGCCUGCUGCAGAAGGUGAAACUUUUUCCAACAUCAUCAAUGUUGCAUCACAUCUUGGUUUUUAUAUCAGAAAAACAACUUAGGAAUGUUUCCAUCUUCAAAUGUCUUAAAGCGCCUUCUUAUUAUACAUGAGGGGUUGACAGUUAAUCAGGAUGAACAAAAUGUUUUUUGUUAAUUAUUGCAACAAGGUUUAUGUUUAGGCCAAUGAUUUUCUCAAUACAGGAUUCUCUUUGUAUAUUAUGGCUGCAGGAAACAAAUGUGUAACUUUAACAUGUAACAUUUGACAUGUUUGAUAUGCUGUAACUCUAUUGACGGUCAGUCCUCUGAAAGAAUGCUGUACUUGAUCAAAGUAUUCAAUAAAAGUAUUCAAUAAAAGCAUUUCAAACAUCAAACCAAGUUAUUUGUGUUCUUAUCCAAAAGCUUAUG
Poecilia reticulata (guppy) is the source of this 1381-nucleotide messenger RNA. The record is from RefSeq and is a predicted model, not a curated record. NCBI's taxonomy places the organism in Eukaryota, Metazoa, Chordata, Actinopteri, Cyprinodontiformes, Poeciliidae.